Messenger RNA from Lolium perenne, 744 nucleotides. NCBI's taxonomy places the organism in Eukaryota, Viridiplantae, Streptophyta, Magnoliopsida, Poales, Poaceae. The record is from RefSeq and is a predicted model, not a curated record.
AUGGCAACCACCACAGCCUCCGGCACCCUUUCUCCGCCACAAGCCCUCGUCGCUCCACUGCCGUCUCCUCCACCACCACUGCGCAAUGAUGAACCGCCCGGCGAUGGCCAGUUCCCUCCACCGCCGUCUCCUCCACCACCACCUCCACCACCGGAUUCGCAGUUCGACAUCUCCGCCGCCGCCCUGGAAGAGCGGCGGAGGCGCGGGGCGGAGAUUUGGCGUGAAGGGCGGCGGCAGCGACAGGAGGCAAUCGAGCAGCGGGCCCGUCAGCAGCGUGAGGCGGCGGCAGCAGCAGUGGGAGACCCCGCAGCUGACGAGAACGCGGUGUGGGAGGAGGAGGUGUUGGCGAACACCAUUGCGGCGUUCGACGCCGUCACGGCAGAAGAGGCGCGGCGGCGCCUGACAGAGGAGAUUGGCCAGCGGUGGGCUGAUGAACGCCAACGCCAACGCGAGGAGCGGGAGGCGCACUACCGUGAACGGCGGGAGGCGAUGGAGCGCCGGUGGCGGGAGGCGAUGGAGCGCGAACAGCAGCAUCAGGGAAGAGGCACAGAUUCGCCGCACCGUCGAGCUGUCCCUCCAGGCGGCGCAGCAGGGGAGGGCAGGCGACGACGCGCUGCUAGAGCAGCGGCGUUUGGCCACCGCCCUACGCAUGGAGAGACGGCGCGCGCAACAGGAGCUGCGACGGAGGGGAGGCGACGUCGGGGCAUGACCGUCGAACGCACCGUCGGGCGGUCAAUAGGCUAA